AUGCAGAGGCUGGAAGCUGCGUGCAAGUGGACCAGAGAUCCACAAAUAAACAAAAGCAUGUCUUGCCUGAGGCAAAGCCUGGGUGAUAAAAGCAACGCGUACGCCACGUCUCUGCUGGCUUACGUCUUCACCCUGGCUGGAGACAUGGAGGCACGGACUUUGCUGCUGGAGCACCUGGACAAGGUGGCCACACAGGAAGGGGGAAACCUCUACUGGUCUCAGAGGUCUGAGAAGUCAAUGUCCCUCUCCGUGGAGAUCAGCUCCUACGUGCUGCUGGCCACUCUCAGCGCCACCCCCACCACUGCUGACCUGGGCUACGCCUCCCGCAUCGUCAGGUGGCUCACUAGCCAGCAGAACUCCUACGGAGGCUUCUCCUCCACACAGGACACGGUGGUAGCUCUUCAGGCCCUCGCUCUUUACUCUACACUGGUGUUCAGCCCAGAAGGCUCCAGCACUGUGGACGUCCAGCUCCCCAGCGGCCAGAUGACCUUUGAGGUGAACCAGGACAACAAACUGCUUUACCAGGAGAGGUCGAUGAAGGACGUGACGGGAAAAUACAGUGUGGUGGUGAAAGGCACUGCUUGUGCCUCCAUGCAGUUGUCUCUUCACUACAAUAUUCCAACGCCAAGAGAUGAAUCGAGUUUCCGGAUCAAGGUGACACCCGACUCUGAAUGCAGCACCAACCAGCUGAGGCCUAAGGUCACCCUUAGGCUAGAGUCCAAAUAUGUGGGAAAGGAGGAUUCCACCAACAUGGUGAUGGUGGAUAUUAAAUUACUGUCUGGAUUUGUUCCUGAGCCAGAGUCUUUGAGAAAGCUCAAGUCUGCACUGCUGAUGGAUCGCGUUGAACAUAACGACGAUGGACGACAUGAGGAGGUAGUGAAACUCACCCAGCUGUGUCAUGCACUAGAGUUUAGAUUCUCUUCCCGAGCCCGACCUGACCCGGCUGGACACGCGGGCCGGGUCUGGACGAUAUUUCCCACCACUAUCCUCGGGCCGGGUCGGGCAGGGCCUUUGAUCGAGCGUUUGCGUUGUUCUUUUUGAACAUUGCUUUAUUGU
Gadus morhua (Atlantic cod) is the source of this 1056-nucleotide messenger RNA. Its product is annotated as alpha-2-macroglobulin-like protein 1. The transcript is spliced from 7 exons. Lineage: Eukaryota; Metazoa; Chordata; Actinopteri; Gadiformes; Gadidae. The record is from RefSeq and is a predicted model, not a curated record. The coding region runs from base 1 to 1041 and encodes 346 amino acids. Gene Ontology annotation, cellular component: extracellular region.